Molecule: messenger RNA, 2072 nt
Organism: Oncorhynchus mykiss (rainbow trout)
Lineage: Eukaryota; Metazoa; Chordata; Actinopteri; Salmoniformes; Salmonidae
Product: polymeric immunoglobulin receptor
Cellular component (GO): plasma membrane
Molecular function (GO): transmembrane signaling receptor activity
Source: RefSeq, a predicted model, not a curated record
CAUACCCACUGAUAUGUUUAGAUUGAUUUACUAGGAGACACUGUGAGCAGACACACUGAUGCGGAUUGCACCAGCUCACACAUUUACAUAUUACUUUGACACGUCUAUUUGACUAAGGAGAGAGAAGACUAACAUUGAUAUUGACACAAUUAGAACAAAUAAGUACACAUGGUUCCCCUUUAUCUUCUCAUCCUUGUCUUUGUCCAUGGACCACCAGGUUGCAACAGCCUGUGGACGGUGACAAAAAGUACUGCAAAGAGUGGCGGAGCCAUCACAAUCCCCUGCCACUACCACCGCAUGUUCAGAGACCAUGUCAAAUACUGGUGUAAGGGCAGAACCUGGGCCUUAUGUACAGUGAUGGCAAGCACCGACCCAAGGCGGAGCAGAGGAGGCAUGUCAAUCACAGACAUCCCAGAGGAGCUGGUCUUCACUGUGACCAUGAAGAACCUACAGGAGACUGACACCAACAGGUACUGGUGUGCUCUGAAAGUGGGUGCGAUAGGCAAGCCGGAUGUUAAAGUUUCCGUGGAGCUCACAGUCACCCAAGGCUCUCCUGAUCUGUCAGUGGUUGAUGAGCUGGUAUCUGUUGAGGAGGGGGGCAGUGUCAGUGUACAGUGUCUCUACAGUGACACACUCAGAGGCAAAGAGAAGAAGUGGUGCAGGAGUGGGGACCGGCAUUCCUGUCAGACACAGACAGAUACUAGCCAGAAUGCAUCUGUUGUGAUCAGUGAUGGCAAGAGGGGAGUGUUCAAUGUGACAAUGAAAGAACUAGAGAAGAAAGAUGCAGGCUGGUAUUGGUGCUCUGUUGGAGACCUACAGGCUGCAGUUCAUAUCAAUGUCACUCAGAGAUCUACAGCACACAGGAACACUGCAGAAGCAGUGACUACUCCAACGCUGCCCAUGUUACACUCCGCAUUCUCGACAUUCACAGACUCCACAGCUACCUCUGCCUCAAAGACAAACCCUUCCGCCACAGUAGACUCUGCUCUGACAACAUCCUCAUAUGGCUCUGCAACUCCAUAUCCAUCCGUCUCAGUUCCAUACAUCACAAUCCAUUCUUCCACACUGACUUCUUCACUAACAACAGCACAACCUACAUGCUGUCCUUCUACCGAAUCUACAUCUUCUAACAAGAAAAUCAGAAACCUGCCCUGGCAUGCUCCUAUUCUCAUUGUGUUGGCCAUGGUGUUGUUGGUUAUUGUUGUUAUGGCUGCAGUCAACAUCUAUAGAUCUUCCAGGAAUAAUAUCAGACUUGUGGAAGGAGAGAUGACUGAGCUGGUGAUAAAUCAAGAUCAAUGAUAUCAAUUAAAAGAGCCUAAAAAUACAUUUGGAUCAUAAAAAUUACUGUAAGUUUGCUUUAAUAUCAACCAAAAUAAUCACAUGUACAGUAAAUGUAUUGUAGUAAUAACAUACCAUUAGGUAGAGAACAGAGAAAAAAUGCAUGAAACAUUAAACAAUUUCAAUAGAUUAUUCUGUUAUGGCUGCAAACCAUUCAAAUGACAUGUCAUCAUAAGAGCACACAUACCCACAAAUAGAUAUCAUGUGUAAUUAGCUAUCAUACAUGGUUAUUUUUUAUAAGAUAUUUGGACUCAACGAUUUAAGUGAUAAAAAUACAUAGCACUUACUUUGGUAGUCUCUCAUCACCAGAGCUGCUAGGAUGGUGCAUGCCAAAAAAUACCAGGCCAACAGCACCUUUCAGCAGAAUAUCCAGAUAUCUCUCCCAGUCCCAACUAGAAAACCAAAAAAAAUACAAAUCUAAAUGAGCUUAUCUGUUACAGUAUAUCUACACUAAUGAAUGAAAAAAGCAAUAGUUUCACCUCUCCCUUGAGUUAUCAUCCUCCGUUGCUCUCAGAGUCAAGACCAAAGGGAAAGUAAUCAGAUUCAUGGUUGGAGGAGAUAUUGCUGUGAGGGGAAGGACAUUUGAAUCAUUGAUUUGUGUAGCAAGCAUCACAUGCAGAGCACUUGUAAAUGAAAUAUAAACAAGUAUUAUUAUUAUUAUUAUUAUUAUUAUUGUUAUUAUAAUUAUUAUUAUUCUCUUGUUUCAAUAAAUGUCUCUUGAAAAUGAAAGAUGU